Molecule: messenger RNA, 759 nt
Organism: Lodderomyces pseudojiufengensis
Lineage: Eukaryota; Fungi; Ascomycota; Pichiomycetes; Serinales; Debaryomycetaceae
Exons: 1
Coding region: 1-759 (252 amino acids)
Source: RefSeq, a predicted model, not a curated record
AUGAAACGAUUGAACCAGCAACAACUAAAUAUUAACAGCAGGUCAGAGACAAUAAAUCUCGGAGAUCCAUUACCUUUGACAUAUACUCCAAUUAAAAAUCAAUCUAAUCAUAGUCACAACAGAUCUAAUUCUAACAAUCCUGCGGAGCCAAUACUUCAACAAAGAGAUCAAACAUUUCAGCCAAUAAGAAAAAUCUCACCAAUUAUAAGACAGGAUACCAAUCAUUUAUCAAAUGUACAAGAUUUCAUCAAACGACGAAGAAUUAGUCCAAGACCAACAAUUCACAGGACGAAGGAACAAAUGUUAUCGCAACAAUCUCAUGACCCCUCUCUAGUAUUAAAGAAUAUUCAAAAAAAAUUACAACUAAUCAAUCAAAAUUUCACCGAAAAAUUCGAUCAUUUACAAAAUGAAUCAAUAAACUUAGAAAUAAUUGAAUUAAAAUUGAAGGAGAUUGAAGAAAUACUAGCAGAGUUGGAUCCCAUUCAAGACCAAGAAGUAGACAAUGUUAUUUCAAAGUUAAAUGAAGAACAAGAAGAGGAACAAAGAAGCGAAGUAGAUGUAUUAUUCAGAGAAUUAAAUAUCGUCAAAUCCGAACUAAAGCAAAGGAAGCUAAAGUAUAAUAUACUAAGUAAUAUACUCAAUUUUAUCACAUUAAAAAAAUGGUGGAUCAUAAAUAUUAGUAUUUUUUUGACGUUGUUUUUCCUUACCUCAAUUUAUGCAUCUGAAUUCAAGUACAGGUAUUGUUAUUAUUUUUGUUAA